AUCGGGAAGGAGCGGAGCCGAGCCGAGCCGAGCCGAGCCGAGCCGAGCCGAGCCGAGCCGAGCCGAGCCGAGCCGCGCUGCAGAGGUGGGAAGGCAGUGGUAACUCACAAUGGCCCUGGCAGACAACACGGGCUGUGCCAAACCCAAUGAAGACUUCCCUUUCCCUGAGAUCAUUGAACUCAAUGUGGGUGGACAAGUCUACAUCACCCGCCACCCCACCCUGGUCAGCGUGCCUGGCUCGCUUCUCUGGGAGAUGUUCACCCAGAAGAAUGUCCACUCUCUGGCUCGCGACAGCAAGGGACGAUUCUUCGUGGAUCGGGAUGGCUUCCUCUUCCGCUACAUCUUGGAUUACAUGAGGGACCAGCAGCUGGUGCUGCCCGACCACUUCCCAGAGAGGAACCGCCUGCAGCGAGAGGCUGAAUACUUCAUGCUGCCGGAGCUUGUGAAGAUGCUGGCCCCUAAGCUCAGCAAGCAGAACUCGCUGGGAGAUGACCCAUGCCAAAGCGACCCAGAGGAGCUCUCCCCCAACACGGAUGCCACCCGCAACCUGACCUCUGCCAGUGCCAUGCUUCCCAGCGCCGUGACUGGUGGCCCUGGGGGUUCUGUCACCACUGGUGUGGGUGCCACCGGCACCGAUGUCCGCAGGGCAGGUUUCAUCACCAUUGGCUACCGGGGCUCCUACACUCUGGGCAGGGACAGCCAGACGGAUGCCAAGUUCCGCAGGGUGGCUCGGAUCAUGGUCUGUGGCAAGACAUCGCUAGCCAAGGAGGUCUUUGGAGAUACCUUGAAUGAGAGCAGGGACCCAGACAGGCCCCCGGAGAGGUACACAUCCAGGUACUACCUCAAAUUCACCUUCCUGGAGCAAGCCUUUGAUAAACUGGCCGAUGCUGGCUUCCACAUGGUGGCUUGCAAUUCCACAGGCACCUGUGCCUUCGCCCAUGACCAGACAGAUGACAGGAUCUGGACCUCUUACACCGAAUAUGUUUUCUAUCGUGAGUGACACCAAAACAAACCCCCCACAAACCAAACACCAACUCUCCCUUUCCUCUCCUGUGAUGGCUGUUGCCUAGAAGGUAGACAUCCAACCCCUGAAUCCCAGCGUCUCCCUUUGCCUCCUUUUGAGUUCAUUCUUGCAUUUUGUUCCCCAUGUUGAACCUGUUCGACUCUUCCUUGUAGCAGCUGCUGACCACCAACAUUCUUCCCUCUCUCCGACUUCUGCAGUAGCCGCUUAUAGCUCCCAACCCUCCCUGGAUGUGUGGACUUGGACACUAUCGUGCACAUGUUUCGUGUUGGAGGGGUGGGGUACACUGUGUUCUGGGCUGGGAUUCCCGCAGCUGGAUGAGCUUGUCCUUGUUGGGCACUGAACUUGGCUCUCAUGCCCUGUACGCUUUGCAGCUCCCCGGGAACACGCUGCAUACUCUGUAUUUGAUCUGUCAAAGGGUUUAAGUGAGAAAACAUUCAUUUAAGGACAUGGAGAAAAGCAGCGAGCGGAGAGGAGGGUGGGAGGGUUGGAGUGGGGGUUGAAAGAUGAAGCCUCCCAGCACAGGUAUAUUGCCAUUAGCCCAUGUAAGCAGCUUAGCGUUUAGACUGCCAGUGCCUGGGAAGGUUGGAUAAAGACUCGCCCUGUGUUUGCAGUUCUGAUUUGAGCAUCGCUGUUGCUACAGGAUGCC
This is a messenger RNA of Cuculus canorus (common cuckoo), 1670 nucleotides long. RefSeq names its product BTB/POZ domain-containing protein KCTD12. NCBI's taxonomy places the organism in Eukaryota, Metazoa, Chordata, Aves, Cuculiformes, Cuculidae. The transcript has 2 exons. The coding region runs from base 110 to 1000 and encodes 296 amino acids. The record is from RefSeq and is a predicted model, not a curated record. Gene Ontology annotation, biological process: regulation of G protein-coupled receptor signaling pathway; protein homooligomerization. Gene Ontology annotation, molecular function: protein binding.